Molecule: messenger RNA, 4405 nt
Organism: Epinephelus fuscoguttatus (brown-marbled grouper)
Lineage: Eukaryota; Metazoa; Chordata; Actinopteri; Perciformes; Serranidae
Gene: zmiz1a
Product: zinc finger, MIZ-type containing 1a
Exons: 25
Coding region: 412-3741 (1109 amino acids)
Biological process (GO): regulation of transcription by RNA polymerase II; protein sumoylation
Molecular function (GO): SUMO ligase activity; zinc ion binding
Source: RefSeq, a predicted model, not a curated record
UGACACUUCAACUUGCCGUGCUCUACGGUAGUUGAUUCAGUCAGUCACUCACACCGUCUCCGGGGCUCUCACGUCGUCUUUGUGAAGUGGAGGCAGCGAGACAGAGGAGCACCGUAAACACGAGGUUUGGAGAAACAAUACGCGGAUCCGCCGCGGAGGUCCGAGCGCAAAAUCACCGCUUAAGGAGGGGGGUCAGUGAAGGACUGUGCGUGAGGAAUACAUGAAGGGCGGGGUGGGGGAGGGGGCGGCCACCACCACAGCGGCAGUACCACCAAGGUCAAAGUUCACACAGACUCGCUCUGUGAUUGAUGAGGAUUAAGGAACGGAUUUUGCCUAAUAGAAAACACAGGAGCGUCCUCAUCCACAACUGAGUACAGAACUUUUUAAUGGCGUCCCGGUAGAGACAUCAAGAUGAACACGUUACCAUCAAUGGACCGGCACAUCCAGCAGACCAAUGACAGGCUGCAGUGCAUCAAACAGCACUUACAGAACCCGGCCAACUUCCACUCAGCGGCCACAGAGCUGCUCGACUGGUGUGGAGAUCCCCGGGCCUUCCAGCGACCUUUCGAGCAAAGUCUCAUGGGAUGUCUGACGGUGGUGAGUCGUGUCGCUGCUCAGCAGGGCUUUGACCUGGACCUGGGCUACAGGUUGCUGGCUGUGUGUGCUGCCAACAGGGACAAAUUCACCCCCAAGUCUGCAGAAACCAGCACCUGCAGGAGAUGUCAGAGUGACUCAGCCCUGCUGUCGUCGUGGUGCGAGGAGCUGGGUCGUCUCCUCCUGCUGCGUCACCAGAAGAGCCGGCAGAACGAACCGCAGGGAAAAGUCCCCAUGCAGCCCAGCAUGAACAGCAUGAAGCCCGGCCUCACACACAGUGAUGGAUCUUUUCCCUAUGACUCUGUCCCCUGGCAACAAAACACCAACCAGCCCCCUGGGUCAUUGUCUGUGGUCACAACAGUGUGGGGCGUGACCAACACGUCACAGAGUCAGGUGCUAGGUAACCCAAUGGCAAAUAGCAAUAACCCCAUGAACCCUGGAGGUAACCCCAUGGGAUCGGGUCUGUCUGCCAGCGCUGCAGGGCUCAACUCACCCCAGUUCAGUGCUCAGCAGCAACAGUUUCCAAACAAAGGAGGCUCCAACCAACCGUACAUGCAGCAGGGCAUGUACGGCAGGCCUGGCUACCCCGGAGGUCCUGGGGGAUACAGCGGGAGCUACUCUGGAGGCCCAAAUCCUCCUCCAGGAGGAAUGGGACUGACCUCCCACACACGUCCUCCCGGUGACUUCACUCAGCCAGCCGCCGCCGCUGCAGCAGCAGCUGUCGCCGCUGCUGCUGCUACGGCAACAGCCACAGCGACGGCCACCGUGGCAGCUCUGCAGGAAACCCAGAAUAAAGACAUGAACCAAUAUGGACAGAUGUGUUCGUCGUUCCAAAUGGGCCCUGCACAGGCCUACAACAGCCAGUUCAUGAACCAGCCAGGCCCACGAGGCCCCCCUGGAGGUAUGAAUCCAGCCAGCAUGGGAUCAGCCAUGAACAACCCCAACAUGAGUGGGCCUCCCAUGGGCAUGAACCAGGCUCGGACCCCAGGCAUGGUACCUUUCGGAGCUCACGGCCAAAGGAUGCCUCAGCAAGGGUAUCCCGGAGGACCUCGACAGGGCAUGCCCAUGCAGGGGAUGAAGAGGCCAUAUCCUGGGGAAGGGAGUUACGGGGGUCAGCAGUACGGGCCAAACAGCCAGUUCCCACCCCAGCAGGGCCAGUACCCCUCAUCGAAUGCCUCCAGGCCGCUGCCAUCUCCAAACUACCCCGGCCAGAGGAUGCCAGGGCAGCAGGGACAAGGACAGUACCCACCUGGCAUGCCCAUGGGCCAGUACUACAAGCAAGAGCCCUUUAAUGGUCAGAGCACCAACUUCUCUGGAGGCGGAUACUCCUACGGCCAAGGCAACGGGCCCCCGAGGCCCGGAAACUACCCCCACUCCCCGGUCCCUGGAAACCCCACACCCCCUAUGACCCCAGGAAGUAGUAUUCCUCCGUACCUGUCGCCAAACCAGGAUGUGAAGCCCCCGUUUCCACCCGACAUGAAACCAAAUAUGACAGCACUUCCGCCCCCUCCGACUAACCCCAAUGAGGAGCUGCGGCUGACGUUCCCAGUCAGGGACGGAGUGGUGCUGGAGCCGUUCCGCUUGGAGCACAACCUGGCUGUCAGUAACCACGUCUUCCACCUCCGACCCUCCGUCCACCAGACACUCAUGUGGAGGUCAGACCUUGAGCUCCAGUUUAAGUGCUACCACCAUGAAGACAGGCAGAUGAACACCAACUGGCCCGCCUCCGUCCAGGUCAGCGUCAACGCCACACCCCUCACCAUCGAAAGGGGAGACAACAAAACCUCCCACAAACCCCUGCACCUGAAGCACGUAUGCCAACCUGGAAGAAACACCAUCCAGAUUACAGUCACCGCCUGCUGUUGUUCCCACCUGUUUGUGCUGCAGCUGGUCCACAGGCCAUCUGUGCGAUCCGUCCUCCAGGGGCUCCUGAAGAAGAGACUCCUUCCUGCAGAACACUGCAUCACCAAGGUUAAGAGGAACUUCAGCAGUGUGGCGGCCUCGGCGGGCAGCACCACUCUCAACGGGGAAGACGGUGUGGAGCAGACGGCCAUUAAAGUGUCGCUGAAAUGUCCCAUUACCUUCCGACGCAUCCAGCUACCCGCACGAGGGCACGACUGCAAACAUGUCCAGUGCUUCGAUCUGGAGUCCUACUUGCAGCUCAACUGUGAGAGGGGGACAUGGAGGUGUCCUGUGUGCAAUAAAACUGCAUUAUUAGAAGGUCUGGAGGUGGACCAGUACAUGUGGGGAAUCCUCAAUGCCAUCCAAAAUUCAGAGUUUGAGGAGGUCACUAUAGACCCUACAUGUAGCUGGCGACCGGUCCCCAUCAAGUCUGAGCUACACAUCAAAGAGGACCCUGACGGGCCACUUGCCAAACGCUUUAAGACCAUGAGCCCCAGUCAGAUGACCAUGCCCAAUGUGAUGGAGAUGAUCGCCCAGCUAGGGCCUGGCCCAGGACCUGGCCCUGGCCCCGGACUAGGACCCAGCCCCUACCCACCACACCCUAAUCAACAUCCUAGUGGCAACGGGGGAGAUUACCCUGGAGCAGGCAACACUUACCACAGCCAAGGGAGCUUUGACUUCUCUCACGGCAACCCCUCUGGUGGUGGAGUCGGAGGAGGUGGAGGAGGUCCCCCGAUGAAUGACUUCAUCCAUGGCCCACAGCUCUCCCACCCCCCAGAUGGACCUGGUGGUCUCCUCUCCCAGGACAAGCCCCUGACCCAUGGCAUGAAUGAUGCAAUGUCCCAUCCCGAUCAGUCCCAUAACUCCAUGCAGCAGAGCUUGCAUGCGUCUCCCCACCCCGGCAGCCAAUCAGGGCCGCCCUUACAUCACAGUGGCCAGUCAGGGCAGCCCUUGCAUCACAGCGGGCAACCAUCGCAGCCGCCUCGCCAGUCGCAGCCGCAGCCUCAGCAACAGCCUCAGCCGCAGCCUCAGCAACCUGGGCAGAACAGUCACCCCCACAGCGAUCUGAACUUUAACCCCUCCUCAGAUGGGCAGAUGGGUCAGGGAGCCCAGGAUAUGCCUGAACCCUCCCUGGAUCUGCUUCCAGAGCUGGCCAACCCAGAUGAGUUACUGUCAUACCUGGACCCUCCUGACCUCCCCGCCAACAGCAACGACGACCUUCUCUCCCUCUUUGAGAACAACUAGCCCCUCACCUCCCCUAAAAAAAAAAAACCCUCCUGCACCUACAGGAGUCGUGACGUGUUUGACUGUCCGUCCACAGACACCUCACCGACCUCCUAUCGAUACUUCAAGCGGCUUCCUAUGCUCACGCACGCACACACAUACACGGUCUAUCAAGAGAUGAUGUGUGGCAUGGGAGCACAGCUGUAAAGAGGCGCCUGUUUGGGAAUUUCAGUGGAGAACACAGGAAUGCCGCUCCCUUUUUUUCCCCACUGCACUCCCCUUUUUGUCCUUGUGUAAAGAUUCCACGCACCAGUUCCACCGCCUCUGACUCGAAACACGCCAUUUACAGCCAUGUUGGCGGGCACUAAAGUGAUAUUAUAUAUAUACAUAUAUGAUAUUUGUGACUUUUAAACUGAAAACUGUGCAGCUAUAAUCAUCAUGUGUAAACAACACGGAGGAGACGGGAGCCGUUGUGGGCUCGAGGUAAAGUGUUGUAGCUUUGUUUGUUUGUUUGUUUGUUUUUUUAUUAUAAUUUUCCUUUUGUGAAAAAAAAACAACAACAGAUGUCUUGUAAGAGUGUUAUUAUCCUAUUUGAAAUGUGUUCUUCCAAAACUUUGGCACACGCCAUGCCCCUUUGACCUCCCUUCAGACUCCUCAGUGUGUGUGUGUGUGUGUGUGUGUGUGU